Panthera uncia (snow leopard) is the source of this 7836-nucleotide messenger RNA. RefSeq names its product solute carrier organic anion transporter family member 1C1 (gene SLCO1C1). The transcript has 15 exons. Gene Ontology annotation, molecular function: protein binding; bile acid transmembrane transporter activity. Gene Ontology annotation, biological process: sodium-independent organic anion transport; bile acid and bile salt transport; transmembrane transport. Gene Ontology annotation, cellular component: membrane. Lineage: Eukaryota; Metazoa; Chordata; Mammalia; Carnivora; Felidae. The record is from RefSeq and is a predicted model, not a curated record. The coding region runs from base 5037 to 7172 and encodes 711 amino acids.
ACCUCUGCCCAUCACUGGUCUUUCACUAUCUUCAUACUUUUAUCUUUUCCAGAAUGUCAUAUAGUUGGAAUCAUACAGUAUGUAGCCUUUUCAGGUUGGUUUCUCUCACUUAGAAAUAAGCAUUUAAAGUUCCUCCAUGUCUUUUCAUGGCUGGAUAGCUCAUUUCUUUUUAGUACUGAAUUCUAUUCCACUGUCUGGAUGGACCACAGUUUGUUUAUUUACUUACCUGCUGAAGGACAAAAUGAUUACUUGCAAGUUUUAGCCUUUAUGAAUAAAGCUGUUAAAAAUAUCUGUGUUGCAGGUUUUUGAGUGGAUGUAAGUUUUCAACUCUUUGAGUAAAUACCAAUAAGUGUGGUUGCUGGAUCUUAUGGGAAGAAUAUGUUUAGUUUUGUAAGAUUCCACUAAACUGUUUUCCAAAGUGUGUGUACCAUCUUAUAUUCCCACCAGCAAUGAGUGAGAGUCCCUGUUGCUUUAAGUCCUUACCAGCAUUUGGUGUUGUCAGUGUUCUGGAAUCUGGCCGUUCUAAAUGGCGUGUAUUGGUGUCCUACUGCCACUUUAACUUGCAUUUCCCUGAUGACUAAUGAUGUGGAACAUCUUUUCAUAUACUAAUUUACCAUCUUUAUAUCCUCUUUGAUGAGGUGUCUUUUAAGGUCUAUGGUCCAUUUAUUAAUUGGACCCAUUGCCUUUCUUUCUUGCACUUUUGGUUGGGAAAAAAAAAAUAGUUGUUUGUCUUAAUGAGAGUCUCCAUUUUGGGUUUUGCUGAUUGCACCUUUAUAGUUUCAUUUAGCAUGUUCUUCUCUUCCUUGCAUUUCUUCUUUUUUUCCCCACACAUUUAUUGAUUUUUGAGAGAGCGCAAGCAGGGGAGGGGUAGAGAGAGUGUGGGACAGAAGAUCUGAAGUGAGCUGUGUGCUGACAGCAGAAAGCCGGAUGCACGGCCCAAACUCAUGAACCAUGAGAUCAUGACUUGAGCCAAAGUCGGAGGCUUAACCAACUGAGCCACCCAGGCAUUCACUCCUCUCUUCCCUGCAUUUCUUAAGAACUGAUAUUUAGAUCUAAACUGAGGUUUGGUAAGAUUUUUUUUGGACUAGGGAAGAGUGCUGUUUCAGAGGUGAUAUUUCAAGUUUCUAGAGUCCAUUGAGAUAUUUAAAAUAGCUCCAUCUUUUUUGUAUUGUUAUUGAUCGUUGGUGACCAUUACCUAGAUGCAUUAAUUCAUUAGGGGUUUGAAAAUUAUGGUAUUCUAGUUCUUUCAUCCUUUUUUUGUUCAUUAUUUGGAAUAUUUCUAUAGAGAAAAAAAUGUCUUCACAUUUUAAUGAUUCUAAUGACUAGGAAAGACAGGAUAAAUGUAAUUUUUCUCCUAAGUACCAGUUUUAGAUGUAUUGAAGUGGUUCCUUAGAAGCAUCCAGAGUUUAACAUGUUCUUUUUUUGGAGUGCUAUGAAUUCAUGAAUUUAAACAUUCUAUAUAUUUCAACCAUUACAGUUACUUUUCUUAAUGAUGAAAAUUUCCUAAAGUUGGUUAGUGGGAGCUUGUUCAAAUUCGCCCAUGAGUUACUGGGGCACAAUCUAGUCUUCAAGGCCUCCCUGCUUUUUUGUAUGACAGAUAUUCUGGGCUCAUCUUAUAUUCUCAGACCUGGUAGUAAUCACAUAUUGAGAAGCCAUAAUUCCUUUUUUAUAGCAUUUAUAGACCCAAUUCAGUGCUGGUUGCACUUAUUGCUACUGGUUGAUCAUUGGUUUUAGACCUUUUCAGUGCAGAGAGCUAAGAUAUAUAUCACUCAGACUGAAAACUCCUGGUUCAAAUAUAGGACUACCAAGUUUUUCUUAACCUGGUUCAUCUUAAAUUAUAAAUGACAUUUUAAGCCAUGAGCCUGGAUGAGGUGAUUUGGGAGUAUAUGUAGAUAGGGCAAAGAAGAUAUUCUAAGGACUGAACUGUGGAGUGCUGUGGCAAUGAAUAUUAACAGGAAAUGACCACUUAGCCAGGAGGAAAACAAAGAGAGUGUGGAGUUAUAAAAACCGGGUGAAGAGAAUGGAUUAAAGAGAAGGACACAAUCAAUGGUAUGCAAUUCUGCUAAUAGCUCAAUGAAGAUGAAGCCCAGAAACUGCUGAAUUUAUUAAUAUGAAGGCCUUUGAUGUUAUUUAUGAAAGUAGUUGUGGUAGAGUUGUGGAGGCAAAAAAAAAAAAAAAAACAGAGUUGGUGGGACAAGAAUUGGAGAAGAGGAAUUUUAGGUAAGGAGUACAGAUGAAAGCUUGGUCUUAGAAACAUGGACCAUACAACCAUAGGAAUAGAAGAGGAAACAAAUCAGAUGAAUACAAAUGCAGAUGGAGAGUGAAGGUGGUGGGGGAAGAGUACAAUAUUUCUCUCCUGAUUUCAUCAGUGAGUUCCCUAAGCAAGGUCAUCAGCUGAUAAUGAAAGUUGGGAAAGAAAUGUUGAGGGUUUGAGAGAAGUCAUUUGGAAGAAAGGGAAAGGGAUUAGGUUAUUAAAAGUUAUGCUUAACAAUGCCUCUAAGACCCAGUGAGGUCAGUGGUCAUAAAUUUAAGAUAAGCCCUUAUGUCAUGUUAAUGAGUUUUUCUUCAACUAUUUAAAACAGUGUGGGUGUAAAUACAGAGUAGAGAGAAAUUUGAAUUUAACCCAACUGUGGUUUGUCAAGGAAGAACAAAUUGACCAAUGGACAAAGGAAGUGAUGUGCUGUGCAAGUGAGUGAUUAAAACAGUUAUAUGAAACAACUCAGGUAAGGAGGGAAAUGACAAUAUGAAUGAUAUGGGUUAAGUUGUGUCCUCCCCACUAAAAACAUAUGUUGAAAUCCUAAUGUCCUGUAUCAGUGAAUGUGACCUUAUUUGGAAAUAGGGUCUUUGCAGAUGUGAUCAAGUUAAGAUGGGCACUGGAAUGGGUCCUCAUUCACUAUGACUGUCCUUUUCAGAAUAGGAGAAGACAGAGACACAUAAGAGACAAUGGUCAUGAGACAACAGAGGCAGAGAUUAAAGUAAUGAAUCUACGAUUCCAACAAUUGUCAACAAACAUUGACGGUAGAAGAGAAGGAAGAAUCCCUUCUUUAGGUUUCAGAGGGAGCAUGGCUCUGCUGACACCUUAGUUUUGGACUUUUAGCUUCCAAAACUGAGAUAAUAAAGUUCUGCAGUUGUAAGCUCCCCAGUUUGUGGGGGCUUUGUUAAUGCAGCCCUAGAAAACUCAUUCAUUUAUGGUUAAUUUCACACCACAGCAGCAGAGGUGAGUGGUUAUGGUAAAGUUUAUAUGGCCUGCAAAACCUAAAACACUUACUAUUUGACCCUUUGCAGGAAAAGUUUGCUGAUCUAAAAUAUGGAAGUAGGAUAUAGUCCAAUGAAAGACUACAUAUGAGAAGUGCUGAAUAUUGUGUAAAGUAAGUAGUAUGUACAUUCAAAACUGUAACUUUAACUGUGGACUGAAGAGGUCAGAAAAGGAAUCAUGUUAGAGAGUGAACUUGAGUAAGCUGAGGAUAGACCAAAUUACACUCUCGGGAAAAUUCCAUUUGUUGGUGAGGAAACGUAGGCUCUUUGCACUUUGGGAUAGUAAACACUGCUUCCCUUUGAAUGCACUAAUGGCCACACUGUUAAACACAUUGAAAAUACAAGACCUAUUGCAAUGCUUGCUCACUAGCAAAAGCUAGUUUGAUUGCUAAAAUAAAAUAUUUGGUCUUUCAGAAUCUGAAUGUACCAUUGCCUCAUUGUAAGAUUUAUCACUUUAUUUGUAUCCUUUUUUUUUUUUUCAUUUGUAGUGAAAUGUGCUUAUAACCUUUGAUUUUUGGUUAAUGAUCCUUACCAUUGUGUGAACUGAAAUUGUAUAUGUAAUGAUGAUACUUUCUAGUCAUUUAUAACAUUUUGUUAUUUGGAAUAUACUUCUGAAUAGCUCAUAUAAUUUAAUCUUUAAGAGACCCCCAUGAAUCUAUUUUAUUUUGAAUAAAAAUUCUGCUUCACAGAGGAAGAAGCUGAAAUUCAGUAAAGUUUAGUGACCAGGUCAGAGUCACAGCCAUUUAAGAAUAUGAUGGAUCUUGGAUGAUACCCGAUAGCAAAUUCUAUUUAUUACCAUAACCAAAUGCAAGCUGAUAUGGCUCAGAAUCCUCCUAAAAUGGUACUCUUGGAAAAAGAAUUUAUUGUAAUUUGAGAAUUUUUCAGUGCAAGGAGUUCUCUCUCCUUAGAAUUUAGAUAGCAUAAACAAGUGGAUGCUGAAAAAUCCAAUGUUGUUUUGUUUUUUUCUUUUUCUAUUGGGUCCUUAUAAAUUGUGGAUGUGAGCAACUGAUCCUGUGUCUGAGAAUUAACUCUUUCUAGAAAGAACUCUGCAGAGCCUUGAUCCUGACCUGGUAUGUGUUCCCUAAGAUUCUAGAAUCCCAGUGGGAAAAGAAACCACACAGAGAUUUAGCCUAUGAGCCUUUUUUUUUUUUUUUUUAAACAGAAGUAUCCCAAUGAUGUCUCAAGGAGCAGCUGGCUUAAAAACUUCUUGGAAGGAGAAGGAGGGAUCUUUGUUACAGACUUCCGCCCCUCCUCCUGCUUCUGUUCCCUUCCCCUCUGCCCCCUGCAGAGUUUUGUUUCUGGGAAUCAGCAAGUAAGAUCACAAGUGGUCUUUUCUCUUUUCACUCUCUCCCAUACAGAAAGCUUUAUCACGUGUGGCCUUAAACUUGCAGCAAAUUGCAAAGAAAUGGCUCAAAAGCUUCAGCUCUCUCUGUGCCCUGGGAGCUGAGAUGCACGUCAGUGGCUUUGCCAGCGUGGCCUGUUCUCUGCAGACUGCCAGAGAAAAGAGGCCAGGAGGAAAGAGGAAACAGUCGAAAUUGCCCAGGGGUGAGACCAUGCCCUUCAUCUUUUCUUUCCCCUAAUUUGCUCUGUCUGUGUCCAUCCAGGCUCUCCCCACCUGGCAGAACUGCUCAGAGCUGCUGUAGAAUUCACCCCAGUUUCCUCUUUCAGUCUGUGGAGUGGGGUCCAGCCUCUUGCUGAGCAAGUUGAGAGGAAUUGGCUGUCUUUGAUCUCCACCUCCAGAAGCAACCUUGACAGGAUCAGAGUCAAGGAAUAUUUUCAUAAUGGACACUUCAUCCAAAGAAAAUAUCCAGUUAUUCUGCAAAAGUUCAAUGCAACCUGUCGGGCGACCUUCCUUAACAACAGAAUAUUCUUCCUCAAAGGAGAAACAACAGUGCUGUGGUGAACUGAAGGUAUUUUUGGGUGCCUUGUCUUUCGUUUACUUUGCCAAAGCAUUGGCAGAAGGCUAUCUGAAGAGCACCAUCACUCAGAUAGAGAGAAGGUUUGAUAUCCCCUCUUCACUGGUGGGAGUUAUUGAUGGUAGUUUUGAAAUUGGGAAUCUCUUAGUUAUAACAUUUGUUAGCUACUUUGGAGCCAAACUUCACAGGCCAAAAAUAAUCGGAACAGGGUGCCUAAUCAUGGGAGUUGGAACACUGCUCAUUGCAAUGCCUCAGUUCUUCAUGCAGCAGUACAGAUAUGAAAAGUAUUCUUUCUCUAAUUCCACUCUGAGCAUCUCUCCAUGUCUCCUGGAGUCAGACAAUCAACUACCUAUCUCAAUUAUGGAAAAAUCACAAUCCAAAAGAAGUGAUGAAUGUGAAAUUGAUGCCAGCUCUUCCAUGUGGGUUUAUGUUUUCCUGGGGAACCUUCUUCGUGGAAUUGGGGAAACUCCUAUUCAGCCUCUAGGCAUUGCCUACCUUGAUGAUUUUGCCAGUGAAGACAAUUCUGCUUUCUAUAUUGGGUGUGUGCAGACGGUUGCAAUUAUAGGACCAAUCUUUGGCUUCCUGCUAGGCUCAUUAUGUGCCAAACUGUAUGUUGACAUUGGCUUCGUAAACCUAGAUCACAUAACCAUUACUCCCAAGGAUCCUCAGUGGGUAGGUGCCUGGUGGCUGGGUUAUCUAAUAGCAGGAAUUGUAAGUCUUCUUGCAGCUGUGCCUUUCUGGUGUUUACCAAAGAGUCUACCUAGACCCCGAAGUAGAGAGGAUUCCAAUUCUUCCUCUGAGAAAUCCAAGUUUAUUAUGGAUGAUCGCACAGACUACCAAACACCCCAUGGAGAAAAGUCAAAAAUAAUGGAAAUGGCAAGAGAUUUUCUUCCAUCACUAAAGAAUAUUUUUGGAAACCCACUGUACUUGUUAUAUUUGUGUGCAAGCACUGUUCAGUUCAACUCUUUAUUUGGAAUGGUAACCUAUAAACCCAAGUACAUUGAGCAACAGUAUGGGCAGUCAGCCUCCAAGGCCAACUUCGUUAUUGGGCUCAUCAAUAUACCUGCAGUGGCCCUUGGAAUAUUCUCUGGGGGAAUAGUUAUGAAAAAAUUCAGAAUCAGUCUGUAUGGAGCCGCAAAACUCUACUUGGGAUCAUCUGUUCUUGGGUACCUCCUAUUCCUUUCCCUGUUUGCACUGGGCUGUGAAAAUUCUGAUGUGGCAGGACUAACUAUUUCCUACCAAGGAACCAAACCUGUCUCUUAUCAUGAACGAGCUCUCUUUUCAGAUUGCAACUCAAGAUGCAAAUGUUCAGAGACAAAAUGGGAACCUGUGUGUGGCGACAAUGGAAUCACAUAUGCAUCGGCAUGUCUCGCUGGCUGUCAGACCUCCACCAGGAAUGGACAAACUAUGAUGUUUUAUAACUGCACCUGUGUGGGAAUUGCAGCCUCAAAGUCAGGAAAUUCCUCAGGCGUGAUGGGCAGAUGUCAAAAAGAUAAUGGAUGUCCCAAAAUGUUUCUGUAUUUCCUUGUAAUUUCAGUCAUCACAUCCUAUACUUUAUCCCUAGGUGGCAUACCUGGAUACAUAUUGCUUCUAAGGUGCAUUAAGCCACAACUUAAGUCUUUUGCCCUGGGAAUCUACACCUUGGCAAUAAGAGUUCUUGCAGGAAUCCCAGCUCCCGUGUAUUUUGGAAUUUUGAUUGACACUUCAUGCCUCAAAUGGGGAUUUAAAAGAUGUGGAAGUAGAGGAUCCUGCAGAUUAUAUGAUUCAAAUGCUUUCAGACACAUAUAUCUGGGACUAACUGUGAUGCUGGGCACAGUGUCUAUUUUCCUAAGUAUUGCAGUACUUUUCACUUUAAAGAAAAAUUGUGUUUCAAAACAUAGAAGCUUCAGAACCAAGAGAGAAGGAACAAUGGUGUCUACAACAAUCAGGAAGGAAAACUGUACUACAGGUGAUCAUUUGCUACAACCCAACUACUGGCCAGGCAAGGAAACACAGCUUUAGAAAGAUUAUGACUUGAAGCCAUGUUUUCUAAUUUCUGGAAAUUCUGCAAAUAGAUUUCAAUCUAAAGGGUUUUAAAGUGUAAUUUUUUUUCUCCUUUCAAAAGAUGUCUUGGAUUUUGACCCUAGGUAUUAGAUGACGUAUCUGAUAACAAAUAUAAUUAAACAUAUAACAGACAAUGUAGAUAAUAAAGUUCAUCUAAACCUUUUAAUUCAUUAUAUUAUCUAUAUAAAUUACUUAUAUUAUUUACUCGUCCUGCUAAAUUUUGCCUUGUGCCCAUUGAUAUAGUAGCCGUAUUCCUAGUAGAACAAGUGUCCUAAUAGUCUAAUGGCUGUGUGUAAUUUCUAAACUGAGAUGCUUGUCAAGGGGGAGAGAAUACUGUUAAAAAAUUAAAUUAUAUCUUGGCCUCCUUUAAAUAUGACCUUAAUGCAGAUGUUAGGAUAGAGUCAGAACAUGUAGAGAAAGAUAUUUUUAAGCUCUUCCUUUUUUUUUUUUUUUGAAUACAGUAAUUGAUACAGAAAUGUAUAGUGGCAAAUAAUCUUGGGGGAUUAGAAUUUUGGAUUAUUACCUAUUCUACCAUUCAUUAUAUGCGCAUUGUGUGUGAUGCUUAAAGUGACCAUGGUGGUAAAGUAAUAAAAUUAAUAUUAACAUGCUUUAUUGUCCUUCU